Molecule: messenger RNA, 1251 nt
Organism: Racocetra fulgida
Lineage: Eukaryota; Fungi; Glomeromycota; Glomeromycetes; Diversisporales; Gigasporaceae
Source: the annotation of a GenBank genome assembly
AUGUAUAACGAAGAAAGCUCGCCAAGCAUUAAUUAUAAUCUAUCUAUGGAAAGGACUGUAGACUUUGCUCAAGAUCAAAAUAAUAUAAAUUUGCUAAACAUUUAUGAUAAUCCAUUCAUAGAAUGGUCCGCAAACUUUACUCAAGGUUAUGAAGAUCAAACUAAUAAUACUUUACCUACAGAAUGGUCUAUAGACUUGACUCAUGAUUCAACUAAUACAAGUUUAUCAAAUAUUUAUAAGAAUCCAUCAAUAGAAUGGUCCGCAGGUUUUAGUCAGGAUCAAACUAAUAAUAAUCUACCUAUAGAACGGUCCACAGAGUUUACGAAUAACAAUCCGUUUAUGGAAUGGAAUGCUGUUUUUACACAAUAUCAAGCUAACGCAAGUUCACUAAACAUUUAUAAUAAUUCGAUUAUAGAAUCGUCCACGGGCAUAAGUCGAAAAGAUCAAAUAAAUACAACUUUGCCAAACAUUUAUGGUACAGGAAUUACUCAACCUUGUGAUGAACAAAUUAACACAUUACAACAACAAUUUAACGUAAAAUCAAUCAAAGAAAAUGAACUUCCAGUUUCACUUGUUUCUAGGCGUAAAAGAAAUCCAAAAUGCAAGAAAUGUAAUUUUACAAAAAUUCAUUAUGACGAAAAUUCCAAGCAAUUACACGCUAAUAGAAUUAUUCAUCGUGAUCUUCAUAGUGGCAAUAUUCUUAUUAACCAGAAUAGUGAACCAACGAUUGCAGAUUUAGGAAUAAGCAAACCUGCAUAUGAAUCGUUAGAUAAUAGUUCAAUUUACGGGAUUAUUCCGUAUGUUGCACCAGAGCUUUGGUAUGAUUAUCUGGGAGGUAAUAAGUGCUGUAGGCCAUUUUCUGAUCGUAAACAUGAUGAAUACCUUAUUCUGGAUAUUCUUAAUGGUCUUCGUCCAAAAAUUCCAGCCAGCGUUCCACAAGAUUUAGUUGAAUUAAUGGAAAGUUGCUGGGAUCCAGAUCCAGGAAAAAGAGCAUUGUAUAAUGGUUUACGUAUUGAUCCGAACGUACGUAUUGAUUCAGACCUUAAAGAACUUAUUGAAAGAGCAGAAAGAGGAGUAAUAAAUUUUCCGGAAAAUAAUGAUACAAGUUGUUUACCAACCAAAAUAAAUGAACAAGCAAUAUAUUCUAGUCGAUCAUUAAAUCUAUUAAUUAGUAAAGCAUUAACUUUACAACGUAUGAAAUUAAGUAACAAUACAAUUACAACGAUUGAAUUUGAUAUAAACAAACUAUAG